UAAGCUCAGAGAUGAAACUAAAUCUGCUGGAUUGUUUGGGGCGUCUGUGGAUCUCACACACGGGGGUGAUGGUGAUGUCUUCAUCUGAACCUCUCAGUCUCACAUACGUACAGCCGUUAGUAAAUCCAUAAGGUAAAAUCCUUCUUGCUGACUCAGGAGCUGAAGUGAAAGUGGACGUUUGCAGGUUAUAAAACCUUUAGACAUGUCUGAUCAGGACCCUCAGUCCAACCAAAGCCGAGCUGAAGCCAUCGCAGGAGAGAAGACAGGAACUCUGUAGACGAUAUGGGAGGAAGCUACAGCAAAAGACAGUGGGUUCUCCUGGUAUCAGGUUCUAAAGGCUGGGAAAACUACAGACAUCAGGCCAACGUGUGCCACGCUUAUCAAGUGGCACAACAGAGUGGCGUUCCAGACCAACAGAUCGUGGUGAUGAUGUAUGACGACAUCGCUAAUAAUAAGGAAAAUCCCAUUCCUGGAAACGUUAUCCACAGACCCAACGGUCCGAAUGUGUACCCUGGGGUCCUAAAGGACUACACUGGAGAGGAUGUUUCAGCUGAAAACUUCCUGGCUGUACUGCGUGGAGAUUCAGCUGCAGUCAAGAAAACAAGAACAAAAAAAGUCAUACAAAGCUGUAAAAACGAUUCUAUCUUCGUUUAUUUAUCGGAUCAUGGAGCUCAUGGAAUCUUUGGAUUUCCUCAUUCCACUCUUUAUGCCCAUGAUCUCAUUAACACAGUGAACACGAUGUCAUGCAGUGAGCAGUUCUCAAAGAUGGUGAUUUAUCUGGAAUCAUGCCAUGCUGGAUCGAUGCUGGACAAGCUCUCAGACAGAAACGUGUACUCCGUUGGCUCAUGCGGUCCUGAUCAAUACGCUUACGCUUGGUUCUGGGACGGGAAAAGAAACACCUUUCUUGCCGACGUCUUCACUAGUUACUGGCUCCAUCACACUGAGACUCAAAAUCUCAGCUUGACUUCUUUUGAGGAUCAGUUUUCCUACCUGAAGACGAACGUGAAUGAGGCUGUGAGGAGGCAUGUGGGAAAGACUCAGGUGCCGAGUAACUACGGGUACAAGGGCAUGCUGAAGUUAAUGUUAAGUGAAUUUUUUGGAGACUCCCCGUCCUCUGACCGCGAGACCUACACGUCCCAACCCUUAAAUGUCCAAGUGUCUGAUGUAGUAAAGACUACUGAUGUCCCACUGAUAAUCAAAAAGAACAAGAUUAAAAAUGAACAGGACUCGGAGAAAAGACACGAACUGCAAAGACAAUAUGAUGAUCUUAUAAAUAAGAGGAAGAUGGUGGAUGAAGCGCUGCAGAAGAUUGCUGAGCGCACAAACGCUUUAGGAGCUCUGACUGAAACACGUGAAGUGUCUCACACGUACGAGCUCAAAGUCGCGGCCGAACAUUUCAGGACUUAUCUCUUCGACUGGGAAAAGGAGCCGUAUGUUGUCACUCAUUCACACUUGCAGGUUUUAGUGAAUCUGUGUGAGAGUGGUUUGGAGGUAGACAGAAUCACUGAAGCCAUUAGUCACGUGAGCCACCAGAUUACUUUCUGA
Messenger RNA from Clarias gariepinus (North African catfish), 1545 nucleotides. Its product is annotated as legumain-like. The record is from RefSeq and is a predicted model, not a curated record. Lineage: Eukaryota; Metazoa; Chordata; Actinopteri; Siluriformes; Clariidae. Gene Ontology annotation, molecular function: cysteine-type endopeptidase activity. Bases 283 to 1545 code for a protein of 420 amino acids. Gene Ontology annotation, biological process: vacuolar protein processing. The transcript has 15 exons.